Camelina sativa (false flax) is the source of this 2006-nucleotide messenger RNA. RefSeq lists its product as uncharacterized. The record is from RefSeq and is a predicted model, not a curated record. Gene Ontology annotation, molecular function: zinc ion binding; ubiquitin protein ligase activity. Gene Ontology annotation, biological process: protein ubiquitination. Gene Ontology annotation, cellular component: cytoplasm. Lineage: Eukaryota; Viridiplantae; Streptophyta; Magnoliopsida; Brassicales; Brassicaceae.
UUGAGUUAAAAGGAAAUUUUCCUUUUUCAAUUUCUCUUUUCCGUUAACUCAAUUGACUACUUUAUAUAGCUCUCUCUCUCUCUCUCUCUCUCAAACCUCACCAGAUUAAUCGAAACCCUAAACACAACAAAUAUCGAAAAACUUUUUUUUUCUUCUCAGGAAACAAAUCAUGGAUUUCUGUUCCCACGAUAUCGUAGACAACUUGAUCAAUGUCAAUCGGAUCUACAACGACGACGGAGAUCUCCGCAAACACGAAAAGUUCUUUUUCGAUUUCCAAGUGGACUACACUCGUGGAGAAGAAGACGAAGAAGAUCUUAACAAUCUCGAAACUAGAACCGUUGUUCAAACUCACGAGUUUGAUCGUGAAUGGUUGUUCGGUGGAGAUCGUAAUCGGAUCCUAGCCUUCGUCUAUCACAUUCUUGAUUUGCUCCAAGUCCCUUGUGAUCGCGAGAUCGUUACCACGCUAACUGAGAAUAUCUCCGAGUUGAAGACGCGUGAGGAUAUCUCUGAGUUACCUCACGUGGACAGGCUACAAGUAUCGAUGUCUGUUGUCGUGCCGACGUUUCCUGGUGAAGAGGAGGAGGAUGAUGUCGUGGCUGUGAAUUUUGCGGUGGCUCCAGCGAGCGAUGAGGCGGUGGAGAUACACUUGGAUACGGUGGUUGUUGAUGAGAACGGAGGUUAUUGUGUGAUAUGCAUGGAUAAGAUCCGGGUUGGGUCCGAUGAGGAAGCGGGUCGAAUGCCGUGUUCGCACGUUUUUCAUCGCACGUGUGGAGAGGAGUGGCUUAGGGUUAGUGGGAUUUGUCCGGUGUGUCGUGCCGUGUUUCCCUCAUAAACGGUUAAACCCUAAAAGCCUAUCUCUCUCUGAUCAGCCUUCUGUGUUAGUUUCGUUUAUCAUGUUUGAUUUUUGUAGGUUGUUUAUAUUAAUUACCUAUUGUGUUCGACAUGACCUAUCAAUUUAGUUUUAAUUCAUGAUUUUCCCUUUCUCUGUAUCAGUGUAUGAAUGUUCAAGAAAGUAUGCUUUAACCUAGUUCGUUGCUAUUUUUGUUCGUUCAUCUAUUUCUUGCUUUUUGAUUACAAAUAAUCCAUAUAAACGUUGUAUUUUUACUUUUUGGUAUUCGGAUGUAAUUUACAAUUCAAUUUUUGAGUUUCUUUGUUAGGUCCCAAAAACAACAAGAACAUAAUUUGUUCAAAAGAACUACCUUUGUUUUUUUGGUUUUUCAUGUCUUCAAAUAGAUGAGAUGUACUAAUUCUACGAACUUGGGAAACAAAUAAACAAAGUGCUAAAACAAACGUGAGUCCCACUAGUAUAUCCUUCAAACUAGGAAGUGGGAGUGCGUUUAAUUAUUUUAUUUGCAAAAAUUGAAAUAAAAGGAAAUAGACCAAGUCAAAACGACUCAACCAAGAUAGUCUUGUGUAGUUGACCACCGGUUGUAGCUUAUCAAUCAGUUAACGGGAACAAAUUAACCGGCGAGGACUAGCUCUAAGAUGGAGAGGGAGAUAUGAGAUUGUUUCCCAUUGUUCAAGUUUUCUAUUUUCUAACUAAGCGACAAGUUUUCCAUGGAACCAAACCACAAAUAGAAAUUUGCCUUAGAAAAUAGUGUUUUGUGUUCUUAAGCUUUGGGACCUAACAUUGUUCUGCUCUUACGAAAUUUAAGUAAUCAAAAGAAAAGCAGAAGAAUGUACAAGUUUGCCAAAUUUUAAGAAAAUUUGAAGGUGACCAGCAAUGCUAAAUCCUAAAGCAAGAAGACUUGAAAAGAAAACUCAUAAAUCCCCGUUUGGUCUGAUAGUGUUGUGGUCUGGCCUCUUCACUACACACUAGUGAUGACCUUGUAUGCAUAAUAUAGCAAACUACCUCAAAAAUAUUGAUGUGAAACACGCUAUCAUUGGUAGGGAUAUCCGAUAAAAAGAAAAGGAUCAGAUAAGAUUCAUACGUUCAACAGUACAUAACAACAAAGCUACACUCUCACCACGUCAUUGUACGAAUAUAAAACCAAAGGGGUAAAAAA